AUGAUGGCCCCAACCUUUCCUCCCCAUGCGGGCAUGGCUCCCGGGCACCCAGGUAUGCCCCAUGGACAUCCUAUGGCGGGAAUGCAGCAUCCAGGAGCUGGCCACAUGGGGGUCCAACCGGGGCCUGGAAUGAUGCAGGGUAUGCAUCCUGGCGUCUCGGGGCCGCAGGUCACACAGGGACCUAUGGUAACCGGCAUGCCUCCAGGUGCUGGGACGCCCGCCCCUGGCCCUAUGCACAAUGGCACAAUGGCGAUGGCACAUCUUGGUCCUCAACAAGCAAUGUUUCAACAGCAGCACCCACAAAUGAACUUUGGUCAGAUGCCCAUGACACCGCAACAGCAGCAGAUGCUUGCCCGACAGCGCAUGAUGCAGCAGAUGCAACAGCAACAGCAGCAAGGGAUGCCGAUGGGCUUGCCGAACGGGCCCAGCUUCAAUCAAGCACAGUUGGCACAAAUGAAAAUGGGAAUGGGAAUGCAUCCGCAGAUGCAAAUGAACCCGAAUAACCCUCAGGUACAAAAUUUCCAGCACCAGCAACAGCAACACCAGCAACGCUUGAUGCAGGCUCAACAGGCCCAGGCGGCUCACCAUGCAGCUCAAAUGGCCGCCGCUCAGAACCAGAGGGCCGCUAAUCAGCAGAUGCAAAUGACUCGAUCCCAGGAACGGCACACUCAGACUCCGGUUUCUCAACCGACGCCGAUCCCGCAGACUCAAGCUCCACAGCAGCCAGUGCCAACAUCGCAGCCUCAACCGCAACCUUCGCAACCGAAACCCCAACAACCACAGGCGCAACCGGGCGGCAACCAGCAGCAAACCCAACCAGCCAGCCAGCCAGUGAAGACGAGUGAGCCCGAAGAAGAACCAACAGUGAAACAACAACACGACGUAGCCGCGCCUAUGCUCGUACCCGAGGUGGCCAAGCCUGACACGAUGAUGGGAGGUCAGUGCAUUUUACAGUUAAUCAUGUAUCAGGACACUCUCGCCGCCCCCGAUCGACCUCAUGACUUGGACUAUUGGGAACAAAUCAUUGGACGGUACUUUUCGCCGUUUGGAUCCAUACGACAGCAGCUGUUCAGCAACAAAAACGGGGUGGACAAGUCCUUCCAGCUUCAGUAUCCGUCACUGGCUCGCUAUUAUCACACACACUUUGCGAGCGGAGUGAAACAGCUCCUGUUGCAGUCGUACGAUCACAAUCAAAACAAAUUGCCGAAUGGCGGGGUACACAUCUGGAGCAGCAAUGCGAGUCUGACCUAUAUCUUCGGCAAUGAUAUCCGAGUGACGACGACUGGACAGCUGCGGGUCAUUUUUGACGACAUGCAAAAGAUAGAACAUCUCAAUAUUAGCACAUCCGGUUGGCAAGAAUACAUUCCCCGAAACGCUCUUACCCAGCCACCAUCCCCCGAGACGAAGCAGAGUCCUAAGAUCAACAAAAAUGUCAAACGCGCUCAAGGAAAAGCGGCGGCAUUGAGUACACAGCUCAUCAUUCCCAGCUCCGGGGUUGGCGAAUGGGGAGUGCCGAAUCACAUUUUUCAAUUUCUCGAGAUUGCGGAGGUCAUGACGGCCAUGGGCCCGCUCAUGGAAUAUUUCCAUUCUCAUCCCGGAGUCGGCAUCAAGGAGACCAUGUUCAGAGUCACUCAAGAAAACGCCCAAGCCAUGGCCCAGGUCAAUAGUACUCGAAUGCAGAACCAUAUGGCGCGAACUGCGAACGGUCAAGUACCAUAUAGCAACGCGAUGCACCCCGGCAUGAACGGCCCAACGAUGAUGAACUCGCCCGGGAUGGGGCACCUGGCAGUCUCCCAGACUCAAGGAUCACCCCUCAUGGGAGGGCCGGUACAUACGCCAAGUCCCGCACAAAAUCCCGCCGCGGGUGGGGUCUCGAUGAUGCACCAGAUGAGUGCUCAGGGGUCCAAUCUCAGUGGGAGUCAAGGCCCUAGCACCAACACCAGCCCGAACGUCUCUAAUAAGCGGCGGCGUGCAAGUGCCGUCAAGCUUGAAGAAGAGAAUGCUGGGGGAGAGCCGAGUGGGCCCAGCAAAGUUAAACCCAGUCCCAAGAUUGGGGGCAAAAGGCAGAAAGCCGCCGCCGGUGCGUCGUGA
Messenger RNA from Capronia epimyces CBS 606.96, 2091 nucleotides. RefSeq lists its product as uncharacterized. Gene Ontology annotation, cellular component: nucleus; transcription regulator complex. Gene Ontology annotation, biological process: positive regulation of transcription by RNA polymerase II; negative regulation of transcription by RNA polymerase II. The transcript is spliced from 2 exons. Bases 1 to 2091 code for a protein of 696 amino acids. NCBI's taxonomy places the organism in Eukaryota, Fungi, Ascomycota, Eurotiomycetes, Chaetothyriales, Herpotrichiellaceae. The record is from RefSeq and is a predicted model, not a curated record.